Messenger RNA from Hibiscus syriacus, 556 nucleotides. RefSeq lists its product as uncharacterized. The transcript has 2 exons. NCBI's taxonomy places the organism in Eukaryota, Viridiplantae, Streptophyta, Magnoliopsida, Malvales, Malvaceae. The record is from RefSeq and is a predicted model, not a curated record. Bases 39 to 452 code for a protein of 137 amino acids.
UCAAGUACGUAUCAUAAACUUAGUUGAGUUAAUAAGAAAUGGCUGCUCCUACUACACCCACAACCGUCACGCUUAGAAAUUCUAGUGGCGACACCGCAAUGUUGGUUUCGUCGACCUAUGGAGGCGUUCCUAAGGCGAUUCAGAGCGGCGGAGAAUCAUCUGAAUUCCAACAGGAUACAUCGCUCAAUAGUUUCGGAUCUGUCGUGUAUGCUAUCGGAAAUAUAGCCACUUGGGUCGUUGUUUGGACCGCUAAUAAUCAAGUCGCUAUCUCGAUCCUUCCUGCUGGCGCCCCUAUUGUUUGGACAGAUAUCUGGGACAAGAUUCAACGCGACAAUGCCCAUGAUUCGUACACCACCAGCUACGGUUGGAAAUACGAUUCAGCUGCGCGCAUCGAGUCGAAUGGUGAUGCUCAAGUCUUGAUAGCCUCGAUCGUUGCUCUUCCACCAAAUUAAGCUGGCUCUUUGCUGGGCUUGUUUACUCUUUGCAUAUCUAGGCAAUCCCUGGAGUGGUGGUGAGGCUGUCAAAAGUAAACCAAAUACUGUACUUGUUUACACCA